CAUCGUUCAGUCACCAUUCUAGGGUUUCGAAGAGAAUGGACGACAAUCUGAUUACAAUGGACUCUGAUGAUGACGAGAUUUUCGACUCCGAUGAAGAUAUUUUUGAUGAAACUGUUGAUGUGAUGAAUGCUAGGCUUUCACUAACGAAGUCCACACGGGGAUUUCGCGUGUGUCAUGAACAUUCAGAUGAAGAAAUCGAUCAAGAUACCGAUGGUUGUUCUAAAUGUUCUAAAUUGUGGAAGCAUAAGAAGGACAUGACCAUUCAAGAUGUUGUGAAGGAGCAAGUUCUUUGUUUACUCCCAGCCAAAGCACUUUGCAGGUGCAAAAGUGUUUGCAAAGAGUGGAACCAGUGGAUCACUAGACCUUUCUUAGCACACUUGCAGUCUUACUCUUUCCGCGACAUCUCUGGUCUUUUUUGCCAAAUUCCCUACACAAUUAAACCCUUCUUCAUCUCACUAAACCAUUCUGCUUCUGGCGUUCCCAGCCCCACCCUCAGUUUCUUGCCCGAAGAUGUCAAGGUCUGCGCCACAUGCAAUGGCUUGCUUUGCUGCAAAAGCCAUGUCUCUUUCGACACCAAGUACUACAUUUGCAACCCUGCAAACAAGGAAUGGAUGGUCCUUCCCAAGCCGGAAUUGUACCACGGGCUGAACUCAGCCGCGGUGCUAGCUUUUGAGCCUACUGCAGACAAUGUCAAAGCGCAUUUCCAGCUCAUUUGUGCCGUCCCUUUGAUUGACACUCCAGUUGUGUAUUUCGAGAUAUACUCUUCACGGUCCAACUCUUGGCGUGCUGCGAAGACAGAGUGCUGGGAGCCAGAUGCUUUGGUCCUGAAUGAUGAUGGAUUCUUCUUGAACGGAGUUGCCUUGUGGGAGACUUCUCACAGUGAUCAGGUCCUGGCUUUUCAAUUGAAGGAUGAGCAAUAUGGCACGCUUCCCCUCCCUCAAAGAAAGGGAUCGAAAGGAGCUUUGUCUGCAAUUCAUGGAGAGUUGUGUUACAUUCUGCCUCAUGAAGAGGAAAAUGAAGUGACAAUGGAGAUCUACGGAGGUUUGAAUAUGAGCCUGAAGUACAACAUUCCUCUGAGUCCUGAAGCCUGCUCUGAAGUUGGUGGAAAAGAGUUGAGGGCAUUGCCUUGUGUGAAUGAAGAUCUGCUGACGCUUCUUGUUGGAAAUAAGAUGUGUGUUUAUCACGUGAAAGAAGGGAAGCUUGAGAUUAUCAGAAACGUUUAUACUCAAGAUGGGAGGUUUCUGCCCUAUGUGAACAGCCUUGUGCCUGUUGGUCAACAGUUGGUGGAGAAUGAUGAAUAUAGUGGCAUUUGA
Molecule: messenger RNA, 1313 nt
Organism: Morus notabilis
Lineage: Eukaryota; Viridiplantae; Streptophyta; Magnoliopsida; Rosales; Moraceae
Product: F-box protein At5g07610
Exons: 3
Coding region: 36-1313 (425 amino acids)
Molecular function (GO): protein binding
Source: RefSeq, a predicted model, not a curated record